UACUUCCAUCAUGGCAGGCAGUAAGUUGGUGCUGGAAGGUAGAGUAAGUAUAAAAAGCUUUAUUUUAGGCCUCAGCGUUCUUGUAAUCCCCCUGAUCAGAACCUGGUUUGGACAUCUCGACUGGGUGUUUGACUAUCUGACGGAGACGCCCGGGAAAAUAGCCGUUUGCGUCCACAUUGCAGUUGUCAACGGCCUCUUGCUAAUCAUAUACAGGGGACCUCUGUACAAGGUCGCUGUGAGAGCCUGCUUUCUGGGAGUCACUUUUGGCUGUGGCUUAAUUAUAAGCUUCUCUGAAACCACUUGGACACACUUUGGGUGGUACAUGUGCUCCCUGUCGUUCUUCCAUUACUCCGAAUACCUGGUCACGGCCGUCAUCAACCCUCGCAGUCUGUCGCUGGACUCGUUCCUGCUCAACCACAGCGUGGAGUACACCCUGGCUGCCGUCUCAUCAUGGGUGGAGUUCACCAUUGAAAAGCUGACACUUCCAGAGCUAAAGCAGCUGAACUGGUUGAGCUUCUUGGGUCUCCUCAUGGUGCUGUGUGGGGAGGGCCUGCGCAAGGCGGCCAUGUUGACAGCCGGCUCCAACUUCAACCACAUCGUCCAGAAUGAGAAGGCCCAGAGCCACGUGCUGGUCACCAGUGGGGUCUACUCCUACUUCCGACACCCCUCCUAUGUGGGCUGGUUCUACUGGAGCAUAGGAACGCAGGUCAUGCUGUGCAACCCAGUGUGUAUACUGGGGUACACGAUAGCCAGUUGGCGGUUCUUCCGGGAGCGGAUAGAGGAGGAGGAGCUUUCCCUCAUCCAUUUCUUUGCUGAGGACUAUGUGGAGUACAAGAAGAAGGUUCCCACCGGGCUGCCCUUCAUCUCAGGCAUCCGUGUCAACUAGUGUCAGGGGCUGGACCUAACGGACUUAAAGCACUAUAGCAGGUCAGACCUGAUGGGUGUGUGUUGUCUGCCGUGACAGCUAGCCCCGAGAUAAAACCCUGCAGCUGGCUUACAGCCUGUAGCUCACAGAGACUGACGGCGGGGACAGUGGCAAGCAGCUGGGCUGCUGUUUUCCCAGCAGCAUCCAAAAUCCAGUUAAAAACCAGACAACCUCCAUUGUACUACAUGUAUUUCUACACUCGGUCCAUCUGUUUCCCUUGUUUCUGUCUGCGUGCUUCGGCCGUGCUAAGUGUUUUCACCGAUCACCCGUUUUACAGAAUGAUACUGCACUAGUCCUCUUGGUGUCACACUUGAGCAGAGUGCAACGACGGUUCUCUGAAGUUUUGGUGGAAAAUGUUGGGAGAUGUUUGAAUUUCACAGGAAAUCCGCCAAGGUUCAAAACAGUUAUUAGUGUUUACAUUUGCACUAGUGAUAGUUACAGUUUGCUAUCUCGAGUGUAGUUUAAAUCCACUGUAAAUCUUAAAGUGAGGGAUGGACAAUGUUGAUAUGUGAUAUCUGAUAGGCCGAUGUUUUCCGUCUUACUUUGGCCAAUGCCAAUAUAUGCACAUAUUUGUUUCUUUUAAUUGGCGAGUAUGUUCAGUCUUUCCUGUAGUCGAUUUAACAUGUUAUUCGAGGGUACUUCAAAAAGUUCUUGACCUCACCUGUAAUUCCCAUUUUGGGUCAUAACUGUAUACUGUAAAGCCUUUUGUCCUCGUCCACAACAAGUCAGAUGGUUGGAAGUAAUCAAAAAAAAAAAAAGGAGAGGAAAUCUUAGAGUCGGAGUUGCAGGACAAAGCUUCCGUCCACACAGCACCGGUGGCAGAAGCAGCCAAAUGUGACUUUGAACUGUUGCCUCAUGCACCUUACUCACCCGACUUCUAGAAGUCAGACGGCGUCACCGGUGCUGUGUGGACGGGCCAACCUCGAAGCUUCCCUCUUUUUUGCAAAGAAAACGACAAACAUUUAGAGUUUUCUGUGGACAGUGAUAUAAGGUUCACGUUUGAAUUAUCCUCUUUGUUACUCUGAUGGCAGGUUCACACAUACAAUACAAAGCUUUUCAAAUGUACACAUUUAUUGGGCAAAACAAUUUUUUUUAAAAACUGCAGCUGAAAUGUAAAAUACACCAUAUUUAUUUUUAUGUAGCAUUUUCAAGUAAACUGUCGACCCUCAGCCCGACAGGUGACAUGAGGUGAGUUGGCUCCAAGUACUUGGUACAGUUGGUUCUGGUAGCGUCCUGUUGUGUAACCCAGCUCCAAAUCUGUGUGUGUCAUCACCAUGAGGCCAGUGGAGAGUAUGAAAUGUGGCACUACAUGUGGCAUCGUCACCACCUCACAGCUCCAACACUCCACCACAAGUUGUGCAUUAGGGUUGAUUUAAACAGUUUUAAAGCAAUAGCUUGCGGUAAUGCAAAGACUUUAAGUAGUAUAAUCCUGUAGGCAAGGACACUGGACGACCCAGUAAAGCAAGAGAAAAGAGAACAAUUGGGGACAUUUCUUAGUUGGGAAUUUACCCUCAAAAAUCCUUAUAACAGAUUUUUUUUUUUGU
Messenger RNA from Stegastes partitus (bicolor damselfish), 2469 nucleotides. RefSeq names its product isoprenylcysteine carboxyl methyltransferase (gene icmt). Lineage: Eukaryota; Metazoa; Chordata; Actinopteri; Pomacentridae. The transcript has 5 exons. The record is from RefSeq and is a predicted model, not a curated record. Gene Ontology annotation, biological process: C-terminal protein methylation. Gene Ontology annotation, molecular function: protein C-terminal S-isoprenylcysteine carboxyl O-methyltransferase activity. Bases 11 to 886 code for a protein of 291 amino acids. Gene Ontology annotation, cellular component: membrane; endoplasmic reticulum.